AUGGCGGCACACCUGAAAAAACGGGUGUAUGAGGAGUUCACCAAAGUGGUACAACAGCCGCUUGAGGACAUCUCAGCAAAGAAGCUCAGACUGACCAAGCCCAGCAAGUCGGCCGCGCUUCACAUCGAUCUGUGUAAGGCCACGUCGCCGGCUGACGCUCUGCAGUACCUCUUGCAGUUUGCACGCAAACCCGUGGAGGCAGAGAGCGUGGAAGGAGUGGUGAGGAUCCUGCUGGAACAUUACUACAAGGAAAAUGAGGCCUCUGUGCGUCUGAAGAUCGCAUCGCUGCUCGGCUUAUUAUCCAAGACUAAAGGAUUCUGUCCGGACUCUGUGGUGGAUGAUGUGAUCAGUUCUGUGCAGAAUGAAAAGUCCCACCAGGUUCUGGCACAACUUCUGGACACUUUGCUGGAAAUUGGAAUUAAGUUACAAGACAGUGUCACUCUCCAGACCAGACUGGUAGAGAUUUAGCCUACAAGUACCUGUCAGACACAUCCCAUGGAGUCCGAAUCAAGUGUCUGCAGCUUUUGGGUUGUCUGGGUUCUGUGGAUAAAGUCCCCCUAAAAGAGGCAGAAAGCACACCAACAAAACAUGUACAGAAGAUAAUAGGUGAUUAUUUCAAUGAUCAAGACCCCCGCGUCCGGACUGCUGCUAUAAAAGCCAUGUUACAGCUCCAUGAGAGAGGCCUGAAGUUACAGCAAGGGACAUACAGCCAGGCUUGUAAACUGCUCACCGACGACUAUGAACAAGUGCGAAGUGCUGCCGUGGAACUUAUUUGGGUUUUAAGUCAGCUCUAUCCAGAAAGCAUUGUUCCUAUCCCAUCCUCCAAUGAGGAGAUCCGGCUAGUGGAUGAUGCUUUCGGCAAGGUCUGUCACAUGGUCAGCGAUGGAUCAUGGGUAGUCCGUGUUCAAGCCUGCAAACUUCUGGGAUCAAUGCUGCAAGUCAGCCCCCAUUUCCUGGAGCAAACCUUGGACAAGAAGCUUAUGUCUGACCUGCGGAGGAAGAGAACAGCACACGAGCGGGCCAAAGAGUUGUACAGCUCCGGGGAGUUCUCCAGUGGUAGGAAGUGGGGAGACGACGCACCCAGAGAGGAGCUAGACACAGAAGCUGUGAACCUGAUAGAGUCGGGAGCUUGCGGAGCAUUUGUUCAUGGUCUGGAGGACGAGAUGUACGAGGUGAGGAUCGCUGCGGUGGAGUCCUUGUGUCUGCUGGCUCGUUCUUCUCCACCAUUUGCAGAGAAAUGUCUGGACUUUCUGGUGGACAUGUUCAAUGACGAGAUAGAAGAAGUAAGACUGCAAUCCAUCCACACCAUGCGUAAGAUUUCUGAAAACAUUACCCUGCGGGAGGACCAGCUGGACACAAUCCUGGCUGUACUGGAGGACUCUUCCCGUGACAUUCGAGAGGCUUUGCAUGAACUACUGUGCUGCACCAAUGUGUCAACUAAAGAAUGUGUUAACAUGACCCUGGGGGAGCUUCUCAAGAACCUGUCCAGAUACCCCACUGACCGCGACUCCAUCUGGAAAUGUUUGAAGUUCCUGGGCAGCAGACACCCCACGCUGGUCCUGUCGCUGGUCCCUGAUCUCCUGGGUACCCACCCUUUCUUUGAUGUGCCAGAGCCUGAUAUGGACAAUCCAUCCUAUAUAGCUCUUUUGGUUUUGAUAUUUAAUGCUGCAAAAACCUGCCCCACCAUGCCAGCCCUGUUUUCUGGCCACCUUUUCCGCCACUACGCCUACCUGCGGGACAGCCUGUCGCACCUGGUCCCUGCAUUGAACCUACCAGGAGUGAAGUGGUCUUGGAUUCCAGAUGUAGAACCUGGCUCCACCCCUGAGGAUCCAUCUCAGCAGUUUCUACAAAACAGCUUGGAACGUGUUCAUAACUUACAGAAUCUGGGGACCCAGGGGUCACAGGAGCUUUUGGAAUAUACUAUCCGGGAUCUCCAGCGGAUUGGCGAGCUGCAGUCUGAUCUGGCUGGCAAGGCAGAUUUCUCGGCCACCUACCUGCGCUGUCACUUGCUUCUCAUAAAGGCACUAAAUGAGAAGUUGUGGAGUCUGGCCGCUCCCCUCUAUGUGAAGCAGAAUUCCCUGACUGCGACCGCUGUAAAACAGAUUUUGGAAGAAACAUACAAGAUGGAGUUUAUGUACUUCGGCCUGGAGAACCGCCAGGUAGCCAUUAUACAUCACAUGAGGGUGCAGGCAAACGCCCUCCAGCUCCUUGUGACAGCUCGGACUACUCGAGGGGAGGAGCCUCUGUUCGGACUUUGUGAGCAGUUCCUGCAGGAGAUAGACGUCUUCCAGAGGUGCUUCAUCUCUGAGCUCCCACACAUGCAGGACAGCUUUGUGGACAAGCUGCUCGAUCUGAUGCCACGCCUGGUAAAUUCCAAGCCUCUUCAGAUGGUGAAAAUCCUACAAACCACCCUACGGCAAAGCAGCUUUCUGCGCCUAACUCUUCCAGAACAGAUCCACAGAGCCUCGUCGUACAUUAUUGAGCCAGCUGCUGAGUCUGAUAACCCGAUCCGAUUCACCUCCGGGUUGGUCGUAGCUCUGGAUGUUGAUGCCACAUUGGAGCAUGUUCAGGAGCCACAGAGCUCUGUGAAAGUCCAGGUUGUUUACCCAGAUGGGCAGGUUCAAAUCAUCCAUCCUAAACCAGCAGAUUUCCGGAACCCAGGUCCCGGCAGACACCGGCUGAUCACGCAGGUGUAUCUGUCUCACACAGCAUGGACAGAGCCGUGUCAGAUCGAAGUACGACUCCUACUUGCCUACAGCUCCAGCCGCAGCAAAAUAUUAAACCGAUCGUGUAAACCGGCAUGGGGGGAGAGCAUGGACACCCUGCCUGCCGUGGACAGCACCAUAGAAGGCACUAUUCCCUUCAGCAAACCCGUUAAAGUCUUCUUGAUGCCCAAACCCGCCAGGCGGUAA
This is a messenger RNA of Staurois parvus, 2912 nucleotides long. NCBI's taxonomy places the organism in Eukaryota, Metazoa, Chordata, Amphibia, Anura, Ranidae. The record is from the annotation of a GenBank genome assembly.